AUGGCGUACUUUGAGAUUUGGGAUUCUCAAAGAGUAGAGGAUAUCCUAUUCAUCUGCGCUGUACUCUUGUUGGCCCUUGCCGUUGGUGCCCACUCUUCAUUGUUGUUGGCCGGUACUCAUGACGCUACAGCCUGGGGUGCACCUUGGGCCGGCGGCUGGGCUGGUCAUGGUGCUUGGGGUGGACCUUGGGCCGGUCAUGGUGCCUGGGCUGGUAAUGGUGCUUGGGGUGGACCAUGGGCUGGUCCCGCUGCUGUCGAUGUUAGCGGUGCUUGGGGUCAUGGUUAUGGUGCAUGGGGCGGCUAUCCCGGCAUCUCCCUAAGCCAAGGACCUGGUUUGGCUCACGGUGCUCAUGGACCCGGUGUAUACGUUGCUAAGACUCGUGGUGCUGUUCACACCGCUCCUUUGGCUGGUCAUCUUAACUCUGCCACUUCUGUGAAUGUGGCUCCUGCUCCUGGUACACAUUAA
Musca vetustissima is the source of this 465-nucleotide messenger RNA. Its product is annotated as adult cuticle protein 1-like. The transcript is spliced from 2 exons. Bases 1 to 465 code for a protein of 154 amino acids. NCBI's taxonomy places the organism in Eukaryota, Metazoa, Arthropoda, Insecta, Diptera, Muscidae. The record is from RefSeq and is a predicted model, not a curated record.